AUGGCUCUGCCAUGUGGACUAGUCAAACAAUCCCCCGGUUGGAUUGUUUCCCCGAUAUGCUCUGUAUCGCCCGCUGAGGGCGGGGUCCGUCCCGGUUUCCAAGAAGAUUCGGGGCGGGUCCUAUCAUCGGCAGCUCAGCAAGAGAGUAGUUUGGGCUUGCUUCGGCAAGGGGGUGAAGAACGCAGCCGAGCUGUGCUGGUUUCGGCAAGUGAAACACAUCGGCAAAGUUUUGGGUCUCUCCACCUGCAGCAGACCCUCCUUUUCUUCUGCUGGACCCUUGCCGUUCGUCAAGGGUGGUACGACAUGGAUUUUGCUGAAUGUUGUUGUCUAUAUUCCCAGCAAAGCUUUGGGAGUUGGAGGCCUAGCGAAGUGACGGAACUAAGACAAGACCCGGUGAUUGGGAAAGUUCUCGGUUCGGGCCAUUGGAGCUAG
Messenger RNA from Prunus armeniaca (apricot), 432 nucleotides. The record is from the annotation of a GenBank genome assembly. NCBI's taxonomy places the organism in Eukaryota, Viridiplantae, Streptophyta, Magnoliopsida, Rosales, Rosaceae.